AGGUGAAUACCAUCUUGAUCUCAUAGUAGGCUAUGGAGCAGUGCCAGUGAUUGUGCCCCGUGUCAAUGGGGUCCACAUGUUACUGGACAGCUUCGAGCCCAUCCAUGGAGUUCUGCUCUGUGAAGGAGAAGACAUCGACCCAUCGCUGUAUGAAACAGAGGUGGAUGUUUCAGGCCUUUCACCAGAAGAAUUGGAAGAAAUCAGGAGGCUUCAUGCAAGUGACACAGCCAUUGACAAAGAAAAAGACUCCAUUGAAAUGAGACUGGCCAAGCUUUGCCUUGAAAGGAACAUACCCUACUUGGGCAUUUGCAGAGGCUCACAAGUCUUGAAUGUGGCAUGUGGAGGUACCCUUUACCAGGACAUAGAGAAAGAGCUCUCCAAAAAACACAACGAAAAUUAUGAGUUAGAGCCUCAAAAUGGGGUUCAAGUUCAACAUAUUAAUUAUGAUGAUUAUGAUGGGCACAGGCAUGCGGUGAAGGUGGUGGAGGAGACCCCCUUGCAUCAAUGGUUUAAGGAGUCUGUGGAAAAAGAGGGGAAGAUGGAGAUUUGGGUUAAUAGUUAUCACCACCAAGGUGUUAAGAAAUUGGCUCAGAGGUUUGUGCCAAUGGCAUUUGCACCAGAUGGUUUGAUUGAAGGGUUUUAUGAUCCAGAUGCUUAUAAUCCUGAGGAAGGUAAGUUUAUAAUGGGGCUACAAUUUCAUCCAGAAAGAAUGAGGAGGCCAGAUUCAGAUGAAUUUGAUUACCCUGGUUGCCCAUCUGCUUAUCAGGAAUUCGUGAAGGCAGCAAUUGCUUACAAGAACAAGGUUAAUAGCUCAACUUCAGUGCCACAACCUUUGAAGCUUGAUGGUGAAAUGGAGAUAAAGAGAAAGAAAAUUGUCAGAAGUUUCUCAAUUGCAAGAAACAUAUACAGUGGAGGCCUAGGAAGUGGCUUGCAACCAAUCAAGGAAUCUGAACUUGAAGCUGGAGCAGAAUUCCUUGAGUCAAACACAGCAUUGAGCUUACAGCAGGAGAACAGGCUAAAGCAAAUGGGUGCAACAGUGAGAAAUGCAGGGUCCUACAUAGAG
Prunus avium (sweet cherry) is the source of this 1063-nucleotide messenger RNA. NCBI's taxonomy places the organism in Eukaryota, Viridiplantae, Streptophyta, Magnoliopsida, Rosales, Rosaceae. The record is from RefSeq and is a predicted model, not a curated record.